Messenger RNA from Frankliniella occidentalis (western flower thrips), 2894 nucleotides. RefSeq lists its product as uncharacterized. The record is from RefSeq and is a predicted model, not a curated record. The transcript has a single exon. Bases 2570 to 2887 code for a protein of 105 amino acids. NCBI's taxonomy places the organism in Eukaryota, Metazoa, Arthropoda, Insecta, Thysanoptera, Thripidae.
GCAUGUGCAUGUGUGCGUCGUGCGCCCUACCGUUUUGGGCGUGCACCCGUGCUGAACAGAAACUAAUAUCCGUUUGUGACCGUCUUUUUCAGGAAUACGACAUGGUGUGUGGGGGGCCCCCACGCACGCCACAUCCACACCGAGGAGCCUCCCGGCAUCCCCGCCGGCAAGCCCGCCACCCCCGCCAAGGCCGGAGCCGGUGGAGGUACCUGUGUAGCAAGUUGCGAACGAGCCGGCCGUUGGGGAGAGAGCAAGUGUGCGUGUGUGAGUGCGCGCACGCACGUGCGCGUUCAGCUCCUAACGCAAGCUCUUCGUGUUGGAGGCGUGCGUGAGGGUGCCGACGGCACCGCGCGCACUCCCCACCCCGGCGACCCGGCAGCCAGUUGCCGAGGCGAAGCCGGUGCAGCACGUUUAUGCGUUUCUCCCUCCAUCUGCCUCCCCCGCCCAGCUCCAGGACGCUGUCGCUCGGGUGGAGGAGAGGCGGGCGCAGAGGCGGGCUACGGAGGGCGAGGCCCAAGUGAGUGGUGCGUUUCCAAAGCUGCUGUAAGGAGUUGUAACUUGAAUGGAGGUGAAAAGCUAAUCAUGUCUUUUGAUUACAGAUUGAUCUACUGCCCCGGACUUGUCCGGGUGUGUAGGGCGUAGGAAGGAUAGGUCAUAGGUAGUGUGGGAACCCGGCCGGUGGAGUCAGAGUGUCAAAUUGGACCGUGAGACACGAGGUUGAAGGAUAGCAGGAUGAUGUUGACCAGGCGUGCGGCGUUGCUGGUGGCAAUACGGCUCGUGGUGUCUAGCAGGCGACCCAAAGUUCGCCGGGAACGGCGUGAGCGCUCCCCGGAGAACGAGGAGUGGGUUGCGGGCCCGGCCAGGGCACGCAAGUUUCAGUUCGAAACCUUAAAAGUAAAUGGGGUAGAGAGACAUGGGCGGAGUACAAGCGACGUCUAACGCAGGCCCUAAACCACAAAGGGUUUGCAAGCGACGCGGAACGCAAGGAAGCGUGCCUAACCAGUGCGGACGCCGACUUCUACCGUUUGCUAGUCAAUAUCACUUUUCCGGCGGUGCUGGAAAGCACCACGGUGAGUUUCAAGAAGCUCGUAGGAUUGAUGGACGAGCAUUGCGAGGAGUACAUGUCGGAGGCUAUGGCAGAGUAUUUGUUUGAGGAACGGAAGCAGAAGCCGGGAGAGUCUGCGGCCGAUUGGCUCGUGGACCUCCGGCAUCUUGCUAUACCUUGCAAAUUCAGUGACUUGGACCGCCGCCUGGCCAGUUGGUGCGCUGGGUGGCGGACAAGGCGUGUAAACGCAAGCUGCUAGAGGCCCCGGAGCUCGAUCUUAAGAGUGCGCUACGCAUUAAUAACACGCACAAGCGAGGCCAGGUCGAGUGCGAGGCGCUGAGCAAGCGUGGCAGCACGGAGACCGAGGCGCGCGAGCCAACCUUAAUGUUCGUCCAGAGCAACAACAGCCGAGUCGACUGUUUCCGCUGCGGCGGGAAGCACAGCCCUGACUCGUGUUGGGCCAGGGAUGUGUGUAGGGGUUGCGGGAAGAAGGGGCAUUUGAAGCGGAAGUGUUUAUCCUCAUGGAAGAAGAGCAGCCCGGAGGGCUCAAGCCAGGGUGGUGCCGCGAAGGCGCCCCUGCGGCAGGGCUCGGGGGGAGCUGCCGGGUCAGCGAGAGUAAACAUGCUUCGAACGCAGCCGACGGGAGCCGGCGGAGUACCGGAGGCCUCGAAGGGGGCCCGGAGAGCCGCUGGCACCGGGAAUACGCCAUCUAUGCGGGCGGCGGACACCGCAGCCGCGGCGCCCGGAUGGGCGUGGUGGGAAUAGGUACGGGGCGGGAAGAGCUACCCGGGGCCCGACCUGGUGAAGCCCCAGGUGGACAGCAAGGGGUUUCACGCCAUUAUAGAUAGUGGGGCCCCGUGCGGGAUGAUGUCGCCGGAGGAGUUUCGGAAGAACUGGGCGGAGUCACUGUUGAAACAGGACCCGGACACGCUCAGAGUAUGGUCGGGUGAAAGGGUGGCUGGGCAGUGCGACUGCUAGGCCAAGGUCACCGUGGGCCAGCAGGAGGCGCUGCUGCCGCUAAUCGUAGCUGAGCGGACCGGGCCGCCGUUCAUCAUGGGGCGGCUCUGGAUGGACAAAUUCGGAUUCCCGGUGUUGGGCCCGGCACCAGUAAGCAGGCCCCAAGUAUUGGCCAUCACGGGCGGGAGCACGGUGCCCCGCUGGCUAAAGAUACGGCGGAGGCCAGCGAGUUUGGCUAUUGUAACUAGAUGUGUUAAUCUCUCAUAGCACCUCCUCAACAAACGUAGUUGUAUAUCUCUCAUACUCAUGCACAGCACAGCGCCAGCAUUUGUCUCGUAAUAAAUCACUCUACCUUACCGAAGCUCACAAGAGACUUCGUUACUCUCCCGAUCCUUUAUUAGAAUUGAAUUAUCGAUAGAAUAGAAGUGAAAGAUAGUUAGAAAAGUAAUAGUGACACAAGCAAAGUUACAUGGUGACAGCGUGCUAGAAAGAAACCAUCGCCCAGGUCAAGAAAAUCAAGUCGGAAGACGCAAGUGCCAAGAGGGGAAAACACCCGAAGUCCAGCACAUGCCGAGCGACGACGACGAUGAAGAUUUUCAAGGUUUCAACAGCGAAGAAAUCAUAGAAGCUCAAUUACUAGCGCUCCAGCAACAACUGGCUGCCCAAAAUGCAGCUAUAACCCAACUAACCCAACAGUUGGAACAUGAGAAGCAAAAAAUGCUAGAGAUGCCGGCUAACCUUCUAACUCUUUGGUGCGGUAACUCGACACCACCACCAAAACCCUUCAGAUUCCAAGGAAGCGACUGGACAGAGUGGAUCACAAGAUUGAAACAAUACCGGACAACAACUCCAUUACAACAUAUGGAAGAACAGCAGGCUAACUAGGUAGAUG